Molecule: messenger RNA, 858 nt
Organism: Periophthalmus magnuspinnatus
Lineage: Eukaryota; Metazoa; Chordata; Actinopteri; Gobiiformes; Gobiidae
Exons: 3
Coding region: 16-852 (278 amino acids)
Biological process (GO): response to bacterium
Source: RefSeq, a predicted model, not a curated record
CCGACCUCAGCCAACAUGCACCUGCUCCUAUACGCAAUCUUUUUUCAGAUGACAACUGUAGCCCACUCGUCCGUGAUUCAAGACAUCGGGGUUGCUUCGGUUAGCGUUGGGGGUAGCGUGACCCUGCAAUGCUACUACAACAGCACACAGGUGGCCAGCCAUUACUCGUGGUACAGGCAGCGACUCGGAGGAAGCCCCACGGUCCUCUCCACCAUUUACAAGUUCGAUACCCCGUCCAAGAUGGUUUCGCUCGAGAAACACCCACGGUUCGCUGUCCAGAGGCAAGAAGGACAAAACCAUCUCCAUAUCACCAAUGUUCAACCUCAAGACAUGGCUCUCUACUUCUGUGGCAGCUCCCAUAACAACAUAGUGGAGUUUGGAGAAGGGAUUUUUCUCAAUGUCAAAGUUCCAACAAAGUCCAUCUCCAAACAUGUGACCCAGGAGCCUACGUUAGCCUUGGCAGUCCCAGGAUCUUCUGUAACGCUAAACUGUUCCGUGAGGCCGGGGACAUGCACAGAGGACCACAGCGUCUAUUGGCUCAAACAGGGCUCUGAACUGGGCCUUCUCCACACCCACGGGUCCAGAUGUAAACCACACGGUCCUAAGUCUGGAGCGCAGAGCUGCAGAUACCACCUACAGAAGCACAGCGUGAGUAAGGGGGAUGCGGGCACGUACUACUGCGCUGUGGCCUCCUGCGGGGAAGUCCUGUUUGGGAAUGGGACAGUUCUACAAGUCAGCGACCCAAAUGACGUCCACAUCGUAGUUCUGGUUUGGUUGUCCAUCGUGAGGACGGGGGUGCUGCUGCUUCUGAUCAGCAUGUGUCUGUUAGUCUACUGCAUCAGGAGCACAUAAGGAAAA